ACAACCAAAAAAAACGUGUUUUUGAUUAUUGGCUUGUUCCCCUCCGGCUUCUUCUUCUUCUCCUAACUCCUCUACAUUUCGUCCACAACUUUUUUUUCAGUAUUUCCAAUUUCAACAUGUCUCCCGACCAAAAACAUCGCUACAAGCUCUAUUACGUCAAUAUGAGAGGACGCGCCGAGCCAAUUAGAUUGGUUUUUCACUUUCUUGGUGUGGACUUUGAAGAUUACCGAAUGGAUAAAGGAGACUUCACUGGAGCUAUGAAAGAUAAAGCCCCAAUGAAACAGCUCCCUUUUAUCGAAAUCGAUGGAGGAAAGACUACUCUCUGUCAGACGGUAUCUAUUUGCCGCUACCUGGCAAAGUCAAUUCAGCCGGAUAGAUGGUUCGGCGGAGCUACCAAAACCGAUUCGGCCAAAGUGGACAUGAUGGCUGAUGGGUUUGCUGAUUUGUUCCAGCUUGCCGCAAUGGCUAAGUAUGCACCGGAUCCCAUCAAGGAUUCCAUGAUGGGGACCUACAAAGAGUCCAUUGGUCCAAAGCUGGAAAAUAUGCAAGAUUUGUUGAAAAAAAGCAAAGGAGAGUACUUCGUGGGAAAAUCGAUCCAUUGGUGUGAUGUCUACAUUCUUGGGGUGUUGCAGGCAUUGGAUGAGAGCGACGACGGUGUCUUCGACAAUCUUCCCGAACUCCGCGAGUACUAUCUCAGAAUGCGCAACCUGCCGGAAUUAAAGGAAUAUAUUGACGCCAACUGGCCGGAGACAAAAUACAAAGAGUGAUAACAUGUUUGAGUACCUGAUUGUGAUUUCUGUGAGAAACUAUGAUUCUGAUAGUGAUUCUGAACAAAUUCUGAUGUUUUAAUAUUUUUGAGUGCCAGUAAAUAUGUAUUUGGAGGUUUUGAAU
Molecule: messenger RNA, 891 nt
Organism: Caenorhabditis elegans
Lineage: Eukaryota; Metazoa; Nematoda; Chromadorea; Rhabditida; Rhabditidae
Gene: gst-40
Product: Glutathione S-transferase
Exons: 5
Coding region: 117-767 (216 amino acids)
Molecular function (GO): glutathione transferase activity
Source: RefSeq, marked reviewed